CACGCUGGACGCGAGGCCGGAAGUGACGCAGGAGGCUGCCAGGCGGUUGGAGCGCACCAGCUGAGGCGUCUCUCCCUUCUCGGCGCGGCUCGGCCCCGCUUGCUCCGCCGCUCCUCUCCGCCUCUCUCCGCCGCCGUCGCCGCGCCCCAAGCCAUGUCGGCGCCCGGAGGAGCCGGCGGAGAAUUCGGCAACCCGCUGCGCAAGUUCAAGCUGGUUUUCCUCGGCGAGCAAAGCGUUGGAAAGACCUCCUUAAUCACUAGAUUUAUGUAUGACAGUUUUGACAACACGUAUCAGGCCACCAUCGGAAUUGAUUUCCUUUCAAAGACUAUGUAUUUAGAAGACCGCACGCAGGUCCGACUUCAGCUUUGGGACACAGCAGGCCAGGAACGGUUCCGUAGCCUGAUUCCCAGCUACAUACGUGACUCAACUAUUGCAGUGGUAGUCUAUGACAUUACAAAUCUGAAUUCCUUCCAGCAAACCUCCAAAUGGAUCGAUGAUGUACGAACAGAACGAGGAAGUGAUGUCAUCAUCAUGCUGGUGGGCAAUAAAACUGACCUUGCAGAUAAAAGGCAGAUUACUACAGAAGAAGGUGAACAAAGAGCCAAAGAACUCAGUGUGAUGUUCAUUGAGACUAGCGCGAAGACGGGCUACAAUGUGAAGCAGCUUUUCCGCCGUGUCGCUGCUGCCUUACCUGGGAUGGACAACGCUCCAGAGAAAAGCAAAGAUGACAUGAUUGACAUCAAAUUAGAGAAACCGCCUGAGCAGCCUGUGACGGAGAACGGCUGUUCUUGUUAAAUGUUCUACAGCGUGGCAGCCCCUUCUCAGUUAGCCAGUUCAGUCUCUCACUGAAGAGCACCACUUCUUAUUGACUACCAAAACACAACUUUCCGAGGGCCGCAAGCCCACUUUAAUAGGCCAUUGGGGUCAUCCCGUUUCCUCCCCCGCUCCUGAAGUCGUGUGGACCAGUCCCAGUUGCUCUCGUUUGCUGCAUGGUGUGAACCCUCCAAUGCCUCUUGCCCUUUGUUGGUUGUUGCACUUUGGUGCUGCUGUGGCACUCUUUCCUUGCUGGGUUGUCCUACGAAUGUGCAGGGGAGACACUUUGUCCAUCUUCCCCCCCCCCCCAAAAAAAAUUACUGAUAAAUUUACCGUAAAGGAGCUAAUGCAUUCUUCCUU
Molecule: messenger RNA, 1173 nt
Organism: Crotalus tigris (Tiger rattlesnake)
Lineage: Eukaryota; Metazoa; Chordata; Lepidosauria; Squamata; Viperidae
Product: ras-related protein Rab-6B-like
Exons: 8
Coding region: 154-795 (213 amino acids)
Molecular function (GO): GTP binding; GTPase activity
Source: RefSeq, a predicted model, not a curated record